Messenger RNA from Sinocyclocheilus anshuiensis, 3276 nucleotides. Its product is annotated as SH3 domain-containing RING finger protein 3. NCBI's taxonomy places the organism in Eukaryota, Metazoa, Chordata, Actinopteri, Cypriniformes, Cyprinidae. Gene Ontology annotation, molecular function: metal ion binding; protein binding. Bases 146 to 2809 code for a protein of 887 amino acids. The transcript is spliced from 12 exons. The record is from RefSeq and is a predicted model, not a curated record.
GCAGCAGCAGCAGACGCGCUCGCUCCUCGCAGCGCUCCGUCGGUAUGUCUCGAGCAGUUCUCCGUACACUAGUAUGACCACAUGCGGGCCAAGUUGACUCGCGUCGCCUGCGCGUCGACGACAGCGUUGCGUACCAGAAGAAAAUAUGGACGAGUCGUCGCUGCUGGAUCUACUGGAGUGCUCGGUGUGUCUGGAGCGGCUGGACACCAGCGCCAAAGUGCUGCCCUGCCAGCACACCUUCUGCCGCCGCUGCCUGGAGAACAUCGUGAGCUCCAGACACGAGCUGCGCUGCCCGGAGUGCCGCGUCCUGGUGGACUGCGCGGUCGACGAUCUGCCGGCCAACAUCCUGCUGGUGCGCCUGCUGGACGGGAUUAAACAGCGCCCGAGGAACGGAGGAGGGAGACCGGCGCUGGCGGGAUGCGCGGCCGGUGUGUCGGCUUCGCCCCCGGGGACAGCGGUGCGGGAUCUGCCCGUCGCCACGCGGAGCUCCCCGGUCAAGAACGUUCCACAGCUGCCGUGUGGAAAAGCGCUUUACAGCUACGAGGGCAAAGAAGCGGGCGACCUGAAGUUCAGCAAAGGCGAUAUCAUCAUCCUGCGGCGGAAAGUGGAUGAGAACUGGUUCCACGGCGAGCUGAACGGCAGCCACGGAUUCCUUCCGGCGAGUUACAUCCAGUGCAUUCGACCGCUGUCCCAGACGCCGCCGCAGGGGAAAGCACUCUACGACUUCGAGGUCAAAGACAAAGACCAGGACAAAGACUGCCUGACCUUCACUAAGGACGAGAUUCUCACCGUCAUACGAAGAGUGGACGAUAACUGGGCAGAAGGCAUUCUGGGAGAUAAGAUCGGGAUUUUUCCUAUCUUAUACGUGGAGCUGAAUGAAACGGCGAAGCAGCUGAUGGAGAUGGACAAACCGUCCGCGGCCCCGGGUCCGAGCGCAGAGUCUCCCGCCGCCGUCAGCUGUAACGGGAACGCCGUGCACAGAUACGCCGAGGGGAAGAAGAACGCCAAGAAGCGGCACUCGUUCACGGCGCUCAGCGUGACGCAGCGCUCGGCGCAGGUGCUGGGAAGUAACCGGCACUCGAUGGAGAUCAGCGCACCUGUGCUCAUCAGCUCCUCGGACCCCCGCGCCGCCGCUCGCAUCACAGACUGCCCACACCUGUCCUCCAGCGCACCGGCCACACAGGACUCUUCAGUCGCAGCAAAUGCAGCAGCUUUAGUUCCACCGCGUGUCACGUCAACAACCGGAGAGCUGCUCGCCGCGGCUAAAGUCCAGCUGCCUCUCAACAUAUAUCUGGCUAUGUACGCUUACAAACCGCAGAAGGCGGAUGAGCUGGAGCUGCGGAAGGGCGAGAUGUACCGCGUGAUGGAGAAGUGUCAGGACGGCUGGUUCAAAGGCACGUCGCUGCGCUCCGGAGCGUCUGGAGUUUUCCCAGGAAACUACGUCACACCCGUCUCCAGUCCGUCCCUGCCUACAUGGGAUCUGCCCACUGUGCUGAGGGCCCUGAAGGGCCCUCCUUUCGAGCCACUACAGUCUACUAACCUUCGGUCACUGUCGCUAAAGACUGUUCUGCUUCUAGCACUAGCAUUGGUAAAGCGAAUAGGAGACCUGCAGGCGCUUUCCGUUAGCCCUGCCUGCCUGGAAUUCAGGCCCAACGACUCCAAGACGCGCUCGUGUCUCUCUGGAGCGGCUCCUGGAUCUCCGGGCUCCGCGGGUCCCUCCAGUCCGGUCCUGCUGGCGUCUGCGUCUGCGUCCCGCUCCAGCACGCCGCUCAGCAGCCCGUCGUCUCCGCAGCUGCAUCUGAAGAACUGCCUGCGCAUGUGCAGCCAGCAGACGGUCAACCAGGCGCGCUCCGCCAUGCAGCUGGUCCACAGUCCUCCGGUGAGCAGCAGCCCUGAGCGUCCGACUGCAUCUGUGACGCCGCUGCGACCGCAGGCCAGUCCGUCUCGCUCCCCCGCGAGGCCCCUGUCCAUGACAGCGGCCCCUCAGCCUCACGCUGCCUCUGUACGGCCCCUGAGGCCCCUGAGCUCCAUCACGCCUCCCAACGCCAGCGCUGCGCACCUGAACGCAGCAGACCUGCACAAACUCCAGGACAAGAAGCUGGAGAAGAAAGAGAAGAAGAGCAGCGGUCUCCUCAAGCUUCUCUCCGGAGCCGCAGCUAAGAAGAAGUCCCGGUCUCCGCCGUCUGUCUCUCCGACCCACGAGUCCUGCUCGGUUCAGGGGGCCAUGGCCCCGGAGCUGCGUUAUGCACAUGUCUUGCUGAGAUCAUCGGGCUCUGUCUGUGUGUGUAAACAGUGUUUGUGUCUCUCACAGAAAGAGAAGAAGAGCAGCGGUCUCCUCAAGCUUCUCUCCGGAGCCGCAGCUAAGAAGAAGUCCCGGUCUCCGCCGUCUGUCUCUCCGACCCACGAGUCCUGCUCGGUUCAGGGGGCCAUGGCCCCGGAGCUGCGGUUGGCCGGGGGUCACGGACGAGCCGGCUCCUGCCCCAUCGAGAGCGAGAUGCAGGGAGCCAUGAGCAUGGAGCCGCUGCAGAGGAAGAGCGGCUCGCUGGACCUGAGCUUCUCUGUGUCUCCGCCGGCACGACAGCCCUGCUCCUCCUCACCGCUGGCCAUCCGGCCCGAGCCCAAGCCUUUAUCCCGAGAGAGGUACCGCGUGCUCGUCCCGUAUCCGCCGCAGAGCGAAGCCGAGAUCGAGCUGAAGGAGGGCGACAUCGUCUUCGUGCACAAGAAACGUGAAGACGGCUGGUACAAAGGGACGCUUCAGCGCACCGGACGAACGGGCCUCUUCCCCGGCAGCUUCGUGGAGAGCUUCUAGAAGCCAACAAGCUCCUGAGACCUAGAGGAUGUCCAGAAGAAUCUCCCCGGGUCUCCUGAUGAAGACGAGCAUCUUUACUGCCCUCACAGAUCCGUCAGGAAGGCCUUUCACGGGACAGAUGGUGCCUUCAUCUGCGUGUGAGUCUGCGGCGCCCUCUGCUGCGUGUGCAUGGCGUGACGUGUCCUCCUGACGCUCCCUCAGAUUCUGAGAGAAGCUCUGAGAGCUUGAGAAAUGAUUCCUACAGCUGCUCCUUCGAAGCGGUUCAGUGUUCCUUCGGUACUUUAAUCAGAAUGAUGACGACACAACGAGGAUGUGAUUUAUAGCACAUGAUAAGAUGUGAAUGUAGGAGUGAUGAAUCUCACGAAACCUGUCAAGAGUGUCAUAUCUCACGCCAAAAUCAAGAGAAAAAAAUAAUUAAAACUAAAAUACAAAGAAAUAAAGCAUAAAGCAAUUAAAGCCUGUUUUUU